UCUUUUAGUAAUAAUCGCUCAGUGGCACGGACAGGUAUUGAGGAACAUGUUACUCAUUAAUAGUGUCUUUAAAAAUAAGGUUCCGACUUGCAUCUGUUUUACAGUUUGUUGUUUUACGUUCUACCAGCUUUAUGCACGUCACGUUGGACUUAAUGCGGCGCUGCUACGCGUUUGUCAUUAACUCCUCGGAGACAUGCGUUUAGUCUUGUAAAUAUAUUUUAAUUAACAGACCCAGUUUUCCUCAGAUCAAACUCUGAUAUGUUUAUUUUCAAGUGCAUUUAAGACACCUCAGUUCAUUUAUGCGGGACACACGUUUAGUCAGCAUACAAAUGCACGUUUUUUGUUAAAGUUAAUCGCGGUUGGCUUCAGUAAUGCUUCCAUGCAACGGCGUUUCGAGGAUCAAAUUGAAGAGGGACUCGUUUAAGCUCGAUAACAAGUUAGAGCCGACUAAACGCAGAUGGACUGGACCUAAAACUGUGUCUGGUUUAAAUCCACUUGCCGAUCGUGGCAUACAGGUACAAGAACAAUCCAGCUCUCCAGCCCCGGAGGCAGCAGAUGUCGUUUCCCCAAAACGAAACGCCAACCAAACCUGCGCCACAGCCGACCACGACCCACCGUCCCAAUUUGACGGGCAAGCGAGCUCCAAACAAGACGGUCAUGCUGAACAUGACGGCUGCGGAGGGGGUUAUAAUCAAGGUACUUUCCCAUCUACAGUCAGUGGCUCUAGUAGCUGUCAAGGAGGAGAUACUAAAGCUCAGGGUACCUGUACAAGGAGUGAACCGCAGUCCAAAAAAACGAUGAAACGGUCCUCCGAGCAUAAAAAAGAAUUUUUCUACCGUUUGCGUUUAGCGUUGUGCUUAAAACGUCGAAAUGGCGGGAAGAGCGUGAGACACGGGCCGACAGACGUGCAGUGUCACGGUCUGUCGUAUAUAAACAGUAAAGUGUCGGUUGAGUCAGAUAAUAUUUCUAUUAAAUCGACGGUCUGUGAGGAGUCAGUGGAACAAACUCCACCUGCCCAACUAGAUCAAAAAAGUGGCGGCCCAGAGUGUUUGGGGCAAGAAAAGCCUCUUCGCGGAAGAGGAAGUCGGAGGAAACUGUUUAUUGAUCAUUUUGAUGGGCCUGAUGGACGUGUGAAAACUACCAUCAAGACGGAAGUCCGGCGAGCCCAUGCAAGUAAAGCCAGGCGCGGUAUAUCUGGACGUACAGCAAAUAUCAGUUCAAAACUUGAGCUGAGACGACAACUUAGGUCAGACACAAGGAAAGACCGCAAACGAUUGGUGAAAAAUUCAUGCUGUGCUUUGUGUGGUGAUGUAAAAUACAAUCCUCCCCCUAUUAAGAAUCUGGCCCGUUUACUCACUCACAGAUCUAGAGCUGACCACCCCAACCCGACUGUGUGGCGGAAAGAUGCUGGUCAUAUCCCAGAGUCCCCGACCACGAUGAAUUUCCGCUUCGAGAAAUACCCUGUGGUGAAUCUGUGUGAUGUAGCCAGAGUGUUUGACAUAGCCUCUCGUGAUUUCUCAUGCGUCUUACCAGCAGUACUAAGACAAAAGAGGAAGUGCAAAAGAGUGCAGUGCUUAAGGAAAGAAUUUGAUUUCCUUGCGCAUCUCAACGGGAUCAAGGAGUGUAGAAGUAAGAUUGCCAACCAGUCCUGGGAAGUUUCCACACCAACCCAUAGCUGUGCUUCUUUUUCAUCAGGUGAUCCACCAUCUGGAGCUACAGGCAGCACGUACAUUUCAGACACAGAUGGAUCUGUCAAGGAAUGGGAUGCUUGUCUUGCAAGGAGUCCAGACUGCGAGAGUAUGAGACAGACCGACGUCGAAGGAACCAGCUCUGUACUCCCAGGGUGUGAAGACAAUGGUCCCGUUGUGCAUUUCUGUGAGCAAGACAUAGCCUGUCCAGUGGUAAAUAUCUCUGAAAGUCCUUCCACCCCAGUGCUUCGUGUACCACCUCUAAUACUCAGACGGGUUGCUGUCAAUGGUUUCAGAUGUGAGGAUGAUGCUGAUGAGGAGAACAGUGGAAAUUCACUGGAUGAAGAGAAAGAGGAAGACAGUAGUAACAAGGAUUCUGAUGGUGAAGUAAACUCACCUGAGAGUUUCUCCUGCCAGCGAGUGCAAGCCUACAUAUUUUUCCCUCAAUCAUCAUGCGCUCGUACAUGCAAAACCUGGCCCUUCCCUAGAACGGGCCCUCCUGACGAACUCAUGUCAUCGCUGCGCACUGGACCCCGCUGGAUUGCGACCACCACAGUUCCUGCCAUCGUUCAGACAUCGUUCAGUGUAGCACCUGAAUGCAUAACAGAAAACGACAUUCAAAAUGAACUCUCCAAACCCGCAAAGGAAAGCAAAAGCAGUGAUGAAACAAGAGAACUACUGGCGAGGCAACCACUUUGUUUGUCUGUGCAUCAACCACAUCAAAAUGAAGCAGAAAGUCUUAAUCCAAGUAGUACAAUAACUCAAGACAGUUUUAUUUUGAAACCUGCAGACUACAACAGUUGCAGUUUAGAAAGUAGAGACGUACUGGAGUGGCAGCCAUCUGCUUCAGGCAAAAUGCCUCCCACUUGCACACUUGAAAGGACUCCAAACGAUCGAGCAGAAAGUCUUAAUCCAAGAGUCACAUUUGUAGACCACAACAGUUGCAGUUUAAAAACUCGAGACAUACUGGGGGAGCAAAAAUCACCAACUUGCACGCUUAAUAGCACUCAAAGGGGUCUGGCGCAGAGUCCGAAAGUCAUACUGACUCGUGUUUCCAAAGCUGCAGAGCUUGAGUCAAAUCAAAGUCUAAAGAAGGCUUUGGAGGAUGUUCUUGAGUCGGCACCUGUAGUGACUGAACAGGUUAACAGCUGCAAACAUAAUGGUGUUGGCUAUGCAACAUCAUUAGAAAACAGCAGUCUUUUGAAAAGACAUUGCCUGCUUAAAGCAUCUGAUCAGACGGCGCUUUCAAGUGGGUCCGAAAAUCAGGCUGAUGUCAUAAGAGAAGAUCGAAAAGGGUCCAAAGAUGUUUUGGAACCUAAAAUCAGUACUUGUCCUGUUAGCCAAACCUCAAGAGUUCCGUCAGUUGAGAAUCAAGAGUUGAAUGAAAACAAUGCUGGACAAACUCUUUAUAACCCUGGUUCACUUUCGGAAAUAUGUCUUAAGGUAGAAAUGCUAAAAGCACAGCAUCCUCCUUUUGCAGCAACAGCUUCUGCAAUGGACCUGGAUGCGGAAAGCGAUGCUCCAAAUUCUGCCACACUGCAUACACCUGCCAGCAAUCCUGAAGUACUUGUCAACUUCACAGCCACAGACUCCUCUUCGGAAGAUGAAAACGAACAUGUGGCUAGUCUGUCGUCAGAUGACUCCACGGAACAUGAUGCUGUUGAGGGAUCGCAGUCUGAUGAUGGGACAGGUCCAAUUAAUGAUGAAGAACAAGGCUCUGCCUCUCAACAAUUUCCAGCGGUUGGCGACAGCUUCCUGGAUGUUUCUCGAGCAUAUGAAGAAGAUGUUCUUGUACUGGACGUGAUACAGGAUGAUCCAGAGUUGUUCGGGGCUGUUGUUACUGAAACUGUGAGUAAACAGGACACGUCCGCAGAGGAGAAUGAGAAGAUGCAGUCGAAGACAGAAGACAAACUUCAAACAGGGAAUCAUUGCAAGAUUGUGUGGGACCUAAAUGCAGAUGGCACCAGCAAAUCUUGCCAAACUGCUGCAGACAUCAGGACUGAUAGUGUGAACGAUGGCAGUUCUCUGACAGUUAUGGAGACAGAGAAUUACAGAGCUCAACCUGUCCAGGGAAUGAGUACUUCAGAGUCAGAGAAUGCCACAGACUGCAAUAACAACCAAGAAAUGAGACAAACAAACAAUCUGUAUGGCAUUACAGUAAUAAACACAAGAGCAACAAGACUUGUGAUGGACACAUGCAGUAAUGGGUACGAAGUGACUGCAAAAGAGACUUCUGCUUUGAGAACUUUAAACUGUAAUUAUUGUUGGUUCUACUUCAGUGAAUAUAACUCCUGUAUGCGAUGUCCCUGUCGGUUCCUUCACGUACCUAGAGAUGGAGAUGAAAGGUUCUGCAUGGAUACAGUGAAGAAGUUCUGUCAUACUGGUAAUCAUGCCCUUAUUCUACGAGCAGUGGAGGUGUUUAUGGGAUAUUACAGCAGUUGUUCUCCCAGUGUGAGUUUCAGCCAGGAGACUGUCAAUUUUCUGCUCUCAUCUCUCCUUAAUUUGUGCUUGCUGAGGGAAUUUGAUGCAGUCAUUAACUUGCUUCUCAACCACAAGAGACUGCCUCCACCUGAGAUUGUGUUAGCCGUUUUUAAUCUUGUGGGAGAAAGAGGGCUGAUGAACUUUGUACCUGAGCUCAUUCACCUCACCUCAAAGAUUGUGGAGGCAGGAUGUGUAUUCAGUGUGGAUCAGUGUGAGAUCAUGCAGAGUCAUCUCCAAAUGAUGCAGGUUCCUAGACAGCAGAUGGACAUUUUCAUGGCUGUUAAAUGCAGAGCUCUGGUAACAAACCCCCACACCUCUGAGCUGUCAGAUCUGGCCCAGGCUGUUGUUAGAGUUGAGAUGCUGAAGCAUCAGGAAGAUUGGGCUGGACUAGCACUACUAUUCUGCAAUGUUUGUGAGGGCUCACACAGUCAAAUAGAACUUCUCAGGUUUUGCUGCUGUGUUACAAUGGCACUCCUGAAAGAGCCCAAAGGCAAACACACCCUACCAUAUGAGCUGUUUGCUGAAUCAGUGUGUCAGCAAGUCUCGUCCAGUGACAUGAUAAAAAACAUCCUGGGGAGAAUUGGAGUCUCUCUGAUCUUCAGGUACCACAGGACACGAGAUUGGAAUAAGGGAAUGAAGCUGGUCAGUGUGCUGUUCAGGCUGCACAUUGAGUUCAUCACUCUGAAAGGGCUUAUGGGGAACGAACACAGGGUGUCUCGCUGUCAACUGGUCACUAUGGCAACGGAGUUCUUCCUCUAUAGCGGGAGUAUUGAGGGAGCGUUGAAAGUGCUGAGAGCUGAUGGCUGGUUUGUGAGCUCGAGCACGUGGCCUUGUGAGCAGGCUGACGUUGAAAAUCGAAAACAUGUCCUGACGCUCUUAGCUGGGAAAACCUCACACAGAGACGCCUUUGAGAUUCUUACCAACUUACCCGGAAUCAAAGAACCGAUGAAUGGUGUGCAGAUAAACGACUACACUGAAACAUUCAGUGCUCAUCUACGUAUGUGCUUGCUAAAGCAGACGUUGCCAGUCGCAGCAGACAUUCUUGAGUUCAUGCUAACACAUGGUAUGGUGCCUGAAACCAUCCAGCUACAGAACCUCAUCCAUAGACUGGGCAAACAGAACAACUGGAGCCGUGCCAGGGGCCUUUUUAAACGUGCUCAGUCAGCAGGGUUUUACUCUGCAGUGGUGUGUGAGAGAGACUCUCUGUUUCUGCCAUGUAGUCUCACUGAAAUUGAAAUGACACUGGCCUUUGAGAUGUUCAUCACCCUUAUUAAUACCAAACUACCCGCCCCGGAUGGAGCCUCACAGCCACUCGUCAUUACGCUCAGAAGGCACGCCGAUGUUGAGGAUGUAACGGAGAGUGUGUACUUGGCAGCCGGUUGUCGGCUGCUCUCUGCAGCUCUCAUACCAAACCCCAAAUUGAGCAUCCGCUACACAACUGUCAAUAAAAGCCAAGAGCAACUGUUUCAGCUGGACCGUGGGUCUGCCCACAAAUGGUUUUUGCAGAACGAGCGGUGGGCGCGAGAGAUUUGGGCAAGCUAGCAUACACACACAUGCUUGUGAACAGUCCCAAAACAAACUUCUCAGUGUAAUCGAAGGUUAAUUUAUGUUGUGGACUGUUGAAGCUUUGAGACUUCUUGAAACUGGUUGCACAAUUUUUUUUGUGGUGUUUGUUUUAUAUAUUUCUUUGUUAAACAAUUAUUGAAGGACAAGAUUGUUUAGUUUUGAGUUGUAAAUAGAAAAAAAAGUUUUGUAAUAUUUAGUUUCAUGUUCUUAACAAUUUCAACUUCCAGAGAUUUACAUCUGAGGCUGCGAAAACGUUCAUAUGGAAAGAAAAAACAAUUAACAACUACCAAAAAAUAACGGUUGCCGUAAAUAUAUAUAAAAAGCUUUUCUAAAACAGUAUUGCAUUUGUGAAGUUUUCCAUUUUUUUUCUACUAAAGGCUUGGAUAAAGAUUUGACAACACAGAGUUACUUUCACGGUUUGACUUAUCAAUAAGAAAUUGUCCAAUUCAUUUGGUGAGUAGACUACAAAAUCAUAUGGUACACACGGUAGCUCUGAAAGGCACUUACAUACAUUCAUAUGAAAGACAUUCCAUCAUUGGAUACACUUUGUCUUGUUCUGCCACGUGUACAUUUCAGUUUGUUCAGUUUAGCUGAAAAUACAAAUAAAUUUAAAAUUAAUACCAAUCUGAUGUGAGUUUUAUUAUAUUUUGUCCACAUU
Messenger RNA from Labeo rohita (rohu), 6393 nucleotides. It is a transcript of the gene topaz1, whose product is annotated as testis and ovary specific TOPAZ 1. Gene Ontology annotation, biological process: spermatocyte division; spermatid development. The coding region runs from base 372 to 5711 and encodes 1779 amino acids. The record is from RefSeq and is a predicted model, not a curated record. The transcript has 19 exons. Lineage: Eukaryota; Metazoa; Chordata; Actinopteri; Cypriniformes; Cyprinidae.